Messenger RNA from Octodon degus (degu), 559 nucleotides. Its product is annotated as cystatin-C-like. Gene Ontology annotation, molecular function: cysteine-type endopeptidase inhibitor activity. The coding region runs from base 17 to 559 and encodes 180 amino acids. The record is from RefSeq and is a predicted model, not a curated record. NCBI's taxonomy places the organism in Eukaryota, Metazoa, Chordata, Mammalia, Rodentia, Octodontidae. The transcript is spliced from 4 exons.
UUCAGGUGCCGCAGACAUGGCCCAGUGCCUGCGUGUCCCUCUGCUGCUCCUGGCUGCCCUGGUCUUCAGCUUGGCCUCGACUCCCAUGGCCUUGAAGCACUCCAAGAACAGCCUUUUCUCAACGGAGGAACAGGAAGAUGCAGACAUCAGCGACAAGGAUAAGCAGAAUUUAGUGAACUUCGCCCUCCACGAGUACAACAAGGAAAACGGCGACUUGGAAUUCAGCCGCGUGGCGAAAGUACUGAGUACCCGUCAGCAGGUGGCAGAAGGCAUGAACUACUACUUGGACUUGAAGAUUGGCAAAACCAUGUGUGGAAAGAACCGGUCCAACAGUGGCCACUGUCCCUUUAGUAAACAGCCGAAGAAGAUCUGCUCCUUUGUCAUCUACUCCACACAACAUGGGGACUUCAAGGCCAUAAUGAAGUCCAGCUGUCAGGCUGCGAAGAGAGCCCAGCAGUCUAAGCACCUACAGGAGGCCACUCUCAAGUACUGGCUGGUGGGCUGUGCUCUGGGUGCUCAGUAUCUCUUCAUCCUCGUCAUAGAUUUGGGAUCUGGAUAG